Molecule: messenger RNA, 2034 nt
Organism: Saccharomycodes ludwigii
Lineage: Eukaryota; Fungi; Ascomycota; Saccharomycetes; Saccharomycodales; Saccharomycodaceae
Gene: RNT1
Product: ribonuclease III
Exons: 1
Coding region: 1-2034 (677 amino acids)
Biological process (GO): rRNA processing; primary miRNA processing; regulation of gene expression
Cellular component (GO): nucleus
Molecular function (GO): double-stranded RNA binding; ribonuclease III activity
Source: RefSeq, a predicted model, not a curated record
AUGGUAGGAGGAGAAUAUCAUCAGUCGUAUAGUUUACAUCAAGGUUAUCAUAAUAAUCCAAAAAACAAACACAGGCAACAACAAAAUAACCAAGUGAGUCCUAAUGAAAAAAAUCUCGUUUCUCCAAUCAGUACAGAAAAUAUUGAUCAACUGAAUAAUACACCUGUUUCUUCAUCUGCCACUACCAGCCUGGAUAACAAAAAUCACAAAACUUAUCAGUAUACUCAGGUCUUACAAUUAGAGCAUGCAAUUACUAAUUUCGUUGAAGUAUUCAACAAGAUCAUGGCUUUAUCACCUAAUCUACACGAAUACAACACAAUUUUAGAAAAAAGUAAAAACAAACCAGAUUCUGUCCAAUUAGAAAUUUUACCUGCAUUGCAUAGAUUUAAAUUGAAAUUAGCAUCUGAAUUAGUAUCUUUGAAACAAUUGGGCAAAUUAGAUAUUUUGGAAAAUGUCAAUAAUUAUGAAUCAGCCUUUAAUGAACUGAAAACCAAAAAUAAGAUCUAUAAGCCCAUUUUGUUUGAUAAAGAUGACUAUAAUAGACUAGUGGAAAUGGACAAUAGUAGAAAGGGUAGAAAAAGAGGAAUAGAUGAUGCAUAUGAAUCCAAUGAAGAUGAUGAUCAGUUCCAAUAUGUUAAUGGAGAUGAGACUGGUGAUCGCAGCGAAGCAGAACAAGAGGUAGCAGAAGAAAGGGAAGAAGAAGAAGAAGAAGAAGAAGAAGAAGAAGAAGAAGAAGGUGCAGAAAAAGUCAAGACAGAAGAAGACGGAUACGAUCUUUCUGUGGUUCAAAGUUUGAACAAUAAUAAUGAUAGUAACAAUGCUGAUUCCUCUAAAUGGCCACCUAAACUUCCUGUAAUUAAGAACCCUGCUAUUAGAGCACGUGUUUUUACACAUAAAUCAUUGAUCAACGAUAAAUUGUAUCUAACUGAAUCUGAUAUGUUGAAAACCCACAAUGAAAGAUUGGAAUUUUUGGGAGAUGCUAUUUUGAAUACCACCAUAACAAUGUUAUUGUACAAUAAAUUUCCCAAAUUUAGCGAAGGACAAUUAUCUAAGAUGAGAAUGAAACUAAUCAAUAACGAAAGAUUGAAGGAGUGGGCGUUUUUAUACAAACUCAAUGAUAAAUUGAAAGUUAACUUGGAUAAUAAAACCAAAUUAGACAAUGGCCAAACCAUUUUCCAACAGGGAAAACAAAAAUUAUAUUCAGAUGUUUUUGAAGCCUAUAUUGGUGGGUUGAUUGAGGAUGAUCCUAAAAAGAAUUUGCCAAGGGUAAGAAAAUGGCUAUCAAAAUUAAGUGAACCUGUAAUUGAUGAAGUUAUUAAUCAGAAGAAGGAUUUCAUUGAAAUUAAUGAGAAAGUUGAUGUAAAUGCCAAAAAAACAUUGUACUCCUUAAUCGGAUAUGCUGCAUUAGAUUUACACUACGUUCCUGUUAAGAAACCCACAACAGAUAAGCCUUAUGCUGAAGUACAAUGCAGGGUUAAAGAUGAGGUGGUUUUAGGGAUAGGAAGAGGUAAAAACGUUAAAUUAGCUGGUAUGAAGGCAGCCCAAAACGUUUUAAAUAACCAGGCUCUGGUGGAACAAUAUGCUAAUAUCAGGGCAUCUAUUCCAAGGGAGGAAUCUGUAACAAAGCCAGAAAGAAGAAAAUCGAGUCAUAUUUCACAGCAUCAAGGAAAGGCCUUUGUUAAUACUAAUACCGUUAACGCCAAUAAAUCUGGCAUCCAACAGAAAUUCCACAAUAAAAGACAAUUCUAUAAUAAUAAUAAUAACAAUUUUCAGCGCCAAAAUAACAAUAGAUUUUCAAAUGGCAAAAUGAAUAACGGUAUCUAUGUCAAUAACAAUAGUUAUAAUAAUAGACAAUAUAGUAUACAGAACAGUAAUGCUGUUGCUACCACUAAUACUACUACUACUAACGCCAUAAAUACUUCUACUAUCGUUACAGAUUAUAACAAUAACAACGAUGCUACUAAUAAUAAUAUUAAUAAUCAGAAUACUAAAAGGAUUAAAUUAACACCCGAUGGUGAAUUUAUUUAUCAGUGA